UUUCGUGUUCUGCAAUUUUGGGCCUUCAGCAAUCUAGGUUGCCUAUAUGUGACCAUGGUCACCUCUUAAAAAUAGUGUCAAUACACACAGUCAUCUUCAUUUUCACUCGACAACCAGCCAGAUAAUGAAACCCCUUAAUUCACUUGUUUGCUCGCUAGACUUUCCGUGAUGUCAUCAUGCCUUUAUCAUCAGCUGAACAAAAGUCUAACAUGCUCCAAAAACCUCUGAAAUACUACACGUCACAAAGAAAACAACAACUGGGUCCAAGGUAUGCUACAAAGCGGCACGUUAGCGCUGUUCGUUCGGAAAAAUAACAUGAGGCAGCUUGAAAGUCACACCUCGCCAGGACUGUAACACAAGACACGUGAGGAAACCUGAGCCGGUUCCACCAACCAGAUCCUGCCCGUUCUGUUCCGCUGGCACACAGUGUCCCCAUAAACUACUGUACAAGCUGUUGAGUCUGUAUAUUAUCCAAAACGCUCUCUGUGCUCUGCAUGGUCCCGGGGUCUCAGAGGUCUGACAAAAGCCGUGGGUGCCACCAAACCCGGUUCUGUUAAACCUUCAUGAAGGCAUGUCAGACGUUGCAUCCUGGAGGUCCCAGGAGAACAGUGAAUGGAGUCAGUCAGUCCCAGCGGUAAACAAAGUCUGGAUCUCCUUAAUAGGAGAUCGGCUCUACUUUGCCACCCUACGGAGCAAGCCGAAAAGCACAGCGAACACGCAUUACUUCAGCACGGAUGAGGAGUAUGUGUAUGAAAACUUUUAUGCAGAUUUCGGACCGCUCAACCUCGCUAUGCUGUACCGGUACUGCUGUAAACUCAACAAAAAGCUUAAGCUGGCAAGCUGUAGUUCACUCAUGUGUUCAUGUUUUGGAAUAUUGAAGUCUUUCACACUGACCAGGAAGAGGAUUGUGCACUACACCAGCUUUGACCAGCGCAAAAGGGCUAACGCUGCUGUGCUCAUCGGUGCCUAUGCUGUGAUUUACCUUAAGAAAACACCGGAAGAAACCUACAGAGCUCUGAUCUCCGGAUCUAACGCCUCGUAUCUACCCUUCAGAGAUGCUUCAUUUGGGAAUUGCACAUACAAUCUGACUGUUCUCGACUGUCUGCAAGGCAUAAGGAAGGCCCUUCAGCACGGCUUCUUGAACUUCGAGACGUUUGAAGUUAAUGAGUACGAGCAUUACGAGCGUGUAGAGAAUGGAGAUUUAAAUUGGAUCAUCCCCGGCAAACUUCUUGCAUUCAGCGGCCCUCAUCCCAAGAGUAAAGUAGAGAACGGUUAUCCCCUCCACGCACCCGAGGCUUAUUUCCCUUAUUUCCGCAAGCACAACGUUACCACCGUAGUCCGUCUCAACAAGAAGAUCUACGACGCCAAGCGCUUCACGGACGCCGGGUUCGACCACUACGACCUGUUCUUCGUGGACGGCAGCACGCCCAGCGACAUCAUCACCCGACGCUUCCUGCACUUGUGCGAGAGCACGGAUGGGGCGGUUGCCGUGCACUGCAAAGCGGGUUUAGGCCGGACAGGUACUCUGAUUGGCUGUUACCUGAUGAAACAUUACCGUUUCACAGCCGCCGACGCCAUCUCCUGGAUACGCAUCUGUAGACCCGGGUCCAUCAUCGGACCCCAGCAGCAUUACCUGGAAGAGAAACAGGCGAGCCUCUGGGCCCAUGGAGAUAUACACCGCUCCAAACAGAGGCAGUAUGAGGAGCGAUCUGUCCCUCACCUGAUCUCCAGUAUAGACAACCUCUCCAUCAACACCUCUAUUUUCAAAUCUUACAGUUUGGACCGCAUGGAAGAGAAAGAUUAUGCCGAGAAUGACCUCGGGAUGACUCAAGGAGACAAACUGCGUGCCUUAAAAGGUCGACGGCAACCCAGGUCUGCUACGACCGGAGCCAUAAGGCUUGAAGACAUGAAAAUGCACACCCGAUCUGCAUCACAGCCUCUCAGCAGAAUGAAGCCGACAGUCACCAGCCAGGGCUCCGUCUCGCCACUGAAGUCCUCCAAGGUACCAUCAUCCUCAUCCUCCGCCUCUGCCAAGCGAAUCGGUCGCUCUUCCUCCUCCACCAACCUCAAGAGCACCCGGUUAGCCAGCUCUCUUGGUAACCUGUACGAGCCUGACGGCGAAGCCAACAGCUCCGUGAACAAGCCCUCCCCCUCCUCCUUCACUUCCUCUUCCCAAACCCUCCGUACGGCCUACAGCGGCCCCCACAAUUACCGCUAUGAGGUCAACAAUAAUCGGUAUAAUAUGUCUAGCACCCCGAACACUGGUCCAGACAGUGGGCGGAAAAGUCUGACCUUCAACCUCAACCACACCAGCUCGGUGGGGUCUUCCACACUUGGAAGGCUGGGGGCCGAGGAACAGGGGGCUCACAGGAGCUCCCAGACGGGGCUUAGCGGGCUCUCUGCACGCUACCUCAGCCGGUCCAUUCCCUCCCUUCAGUCUGAGUAUGUUCAGUACUAAAGCGGCGACUCUUCACUGACCCCGUGCGCCCAGACUGAUUCUGACCCGCGAAGACCGCACUGUGACCGACGACCCUCCGGUUUAAUGUGCGCUCAAAAGAAAACUUAUUCAGGAGGUGUGUUUAAGACUUCAGUAGAUGGUGUGCGGAUGCAGUCGCCGCUGAAAGAAACCGAAGCUGACCGGGGAACUGUCAUACUAUACAUCUGUCAUAACAGGGUUGAACUGAUCUGGAAUCUGACAACUAACCUUUGCCAUCCUUUUGCCACUUUUUCUUUAUUUUAUUUUUUUAAAGAAACUUGUGUAUGAAUACACACAAAAGAUAUUUUUAGAAAAAGUAUUUUGUACUAUUUUUCCUCGUUGUUUUAUCUACACGUGAUCUUACGCUUGACGACGAAGCACGUUCUGCUGAGAUAUUCGUACGUCUGUUAAUAAGGUAAUCGUUCUGACGCAAAUAUCAUGUUUUUGUCUCCUGAGUGUACUUGCUGAAUAACAUAUCAAGUGCAGGAGCUAUUUUUAAAAGGUGCAAAAUGGGUUGACGUCAUCUUCAAAGGGUUUUAGGGCACGUUUAGGCACAGGAAAGCGCAUGUUUUUUUAUUUUAAUCAGGUUGUAGGGGUCUAAGGUGGUCUGCUAAUGAGACCACAAUCAUUAGUGAGCGAAAGAACGGAUCUCCAUUUAUUUUUCAAUGUAUAAGAAGGGCUUUGUUUGUUCGGUGGAGUAACAGGGUGGACUCCUGUUCUUUUCCCAGGCCUUAGUGACACCAUACUGUAUGUUUUUAUUAAACCAACACUGCUCUGAGCUCGCGUGGCUCUUGAGAGCAUGAAGGGCUGUUGAGAACGUAAAUUCGUCGAUGCUUUUUCUCGCCGCUUUCACCAGCGUCCCUGAGCACCUUUCGGCUGCGGGUCUCCACAUGCACCUUAUUUGCAUGUUGUAGCUUAAACGCUUUCAAUAUACAUUCAGCAUAUUUUGUAGACGUUCAUAUAAAUAACUAAACCCUUGUUCUUAAUGCACAUAACGAAUGUAUUAACGCAACAUUUUUGAUCAAGCGACAGUGUGAUAUGGUUUGCAUUCUUAAAAUCUUGGGUGUUCGUAUACGUUUACCAGCACGGUUUAAGCUACAACGCUUAAAUAUUGACUACACAUUAAAAUGAUGGUAGACUAAUGACAGAAUGUUCACGAAUGGGUGAACUAACCCUAAACGUUCUAUUUUUAUGCAACUGCGUUGAAUUCUUGGAUUUUGUUCAUAACUAAUGACACUUUUGUUGUUGUUUAUUUUUCACCCUGCAGCACUGUACAUUCCAUAAGGUGUUAUAAUCUUUCUGUAUAUACAUUUUGGGAGAAUCUUUUUUGAUUGAAGAAUUCUACCGCUUUGAUAUAUAUAUAUAUACAUUGUACUUGCUGUAAACUACUCUUUUGCUUAUAUAAAAAGUAUAUAUAUUUUUGAAACUGUGUGUAAAAAACAAAAAAAUCUAACAAUGUUACUGGAGCAAACGUCUUGAUUUUCACAAACGUAGUUAAUGAAAUGUAAAAUACAAAGUAGUGGAUUGUACAUUAUUCUUUUACAUUGUAAACAGGCUUUCAACGACCAGAACAAAAUAAACACGAUUUCAAGCG
Molecule: messenger RNA, 4070 nt
Organism: Triplophysa rosa
Lineage: Eukaryota; Metazoa; Chordata; Actinopteri; Cypriniformes; Nemacheilidae
Gene: cdc14ab
Product: cell division cycle 14Ab
Exons: 17
Coding region: 572-2458 (628 amino acids)
Biological process (GO): microtubule cytoskeleton organization; positive regulation of cytokinesis; cilium assembly
Cellular component (GO): centrosome; nucleolus; spindle pole
Molecular function (GO): protein tyrosine/serine/threonine phosphatase activity; protein serine/threonine phosphatase activity
Source: RefSeq, a predicted model, not a curated record